Cladophialophora yegresii CBS 114405 is the source of this 561-nucleotide messenger RNA. RefSeq lists its product as uncharacterized. The coding region runs from base 1 to 561 and encodes 186 amino acids. Lineage: Eukaryota; Fungi; Ascomycota; Eurotiomycetes; Chaetothyriales; Herpotrichiellaceae. Gene Ontology annotation, biological process: SRP-dependent cotranslational protein targeting to membrane. Gene Ontology annotation, cellular component: signal recognition particle, endoplasmic reticulum targeting. The record is from RefSeq and is a predicted model, not a curated record. The transcript has a single exon.
AUGCCCUACUUCUCCGACCUCAACAUCUAUCUCCACCAGUCCUCUCUCCUCAUCCAAGCGUACCCCACGACGCGCAUCACAACGAAAUACUCCCUCCCACGCAAACCGAACGCAAAGGCAAAAUCAAAAUCCAAACCUAACCUCGACCGCUCAAAGGAUACGGCCGCCUCAGCAAACGACUCAGCACCCGAAACGUCGAGCCACACGCAAGCACAACCUAAGCGCGACCCGUCCGCGACACUCACCCUCAAAACAUACCACCCCGAAAGCGGGAUCUGCCUGAAAUACCGCACCGACAAGGCUGCCGAGGUAGGCAGGCUGUUGACCGGUCUGGGACGAUUGGCGAGGGGGGAGACCAUCGAGCCGCCUAGUGCUGCUUCUGCGGCCGCAACAGCUACAGCUACCACGGACGGGGAUGCCGAUAAGAUGGAUAUCGACGGCGGGGCGGUUUUGAAGAUGGAGGACAAAGUAGCCACUGCGCCGCCCGUGGCUGUCACACAGCAGGCAGGAGGUGGUGGCGGUGGUGGCGGGAAGGCAAAGAAAAAGAAGGGCAAGAAAUGA